This is a messenger RNA of Symsagittifera roscoffensis, 1457 nucleotides long. RefSeq lists its product as uncharacterized. The record is from RefSeq and is a predicted model, not a curated record. The coding region runs from base 138 to 1406 and encodes 422 amino acids. NCBI's taxonomy places the organism in Eukaryota, Metazoa, Xenacoelomorpha, Acoela, Convolutidae. The transcript has 6 exons.
GCAAGGAAGAGCGACUAAUUCAAAUCUCGUUGACUAAAUUUUCUCUCGAGUUUGUUCAGCUACCAAUACUGUUGACAACCAUCAUAGUGAACACUUAUUGUCUUGUCGUUGUUCUGAGUAAAAAAGAACUGCGAACUAUGGAUUAUUUUCUAGUUUCGUUCCAAUCUGUGGCAGACUUGGUGUUCUCUGGUUAUUUGGGUCUGUUUUUCUUCUUCUAUGACAUGUUUCUAGCACUCAAUGCAAACUGCAAGUCGUUUACUGAAGAAAUACACUUGCAACAACAAGUAUUGGGAUGUGAACUUAAAUACAGCUCAAUGAAAACGAUAUGCGACUUCGUCAAUAAACCGGGAUAUGGUCGUCAAAUUGUAUCACUUGGAUCUGACUAUUACGACUACAUCUUAAGGUUCGACUAUUCUUCAGAUGAUUAUUCACCAAUCAGACUUGUAUGGUUCAGAGUACGAAACUUUUGGAAAAUUUUGAAAUAUAUUCCGGAUUAUUUCUCAUUCUGGUCGCAGACAUUCACUAUCUCAGCAAUUGCUUUGGAACGCUAUAUUCUAAUUGUUCAUGGAAGCCAAGCAAAAACAAUUUUGAGCUCAAGACGCAGAAAUAUUCUAUAUGGGUUAACCGUUGCAGCUAGUUUACUAGUUCCAUUUUUAUAUAUACCAGAUUAUUUGAUCACCCAGUUUUUUCUAACAGAAUACGACUGGUUGACUCAAGAAACAAUUUACGAAACAGCUCAAACGAAUGAGACGAAUCAGAUGAAUGAGAUGAAUGCGGCGAAUCAGAUGAUUGUCGAGAAAAACUCUCAUUUUGCUCAAGUGUUGGUCGAAACAACCUGCAACGAUUGCAUUCAAUCGGAUCUAUUCCUCAAAACAAUCUUACCUGCAACUGUGUUCCUCCCCUUGCUAGUAAUAUCCGGCUUUCUUUACCAGAAAACUUCAACAAAUCUCACGGAACUGAAACAAGUUGAGAGAAAAGAACUUUUGGCGACAUCGUUCAAGAUCUUGUGGGUCGGUUGGGUAAUCUGCGUCACGCCGUAUACCAUUAAAGCGUCUCUAUAUUCUUUGUUCAAGUGGGACUCCGAAAUCGAUGAAUACACCGGCGACGCAAGCUACGUUGAUUUUUACUGGUUUCUCAUAUAUAUGGUUUACGGAGGCUACCAUGAAGGCGAGAGUUUGGCCAAUCAAAGAGAGAAAUAUGUUCAGCAUCGCGCCAACUUCAUUUUGGAGACUUUAUUUCGAUCGCUGAAAAUUUCCUACAGCUUCAUCAAUUCUAUUUUGCUGAUAGUUCUUCUGAAACCAUUCAAUCAGCCUUUGAUCAAAACGUACAAGAACCUAGUUGCAUAUUUGAAGCAAUCCUUGAAAAAUUGCCGAAGCGAACAAGUGUUUGAUGACAAUUAUCCCUAAAUAAGUUCUUAUAUCCAGUUUGAUGCACCAUUGCUGUCUUCACAAAGUUUU